Molecule: messenger RNA, 1804 nt
Organism: Lates calcarifer (barramundi perch)
Lineage: Eukaryota; Metazoa; Chordata; Actinopteri; Centropomidae
Gene: opn4a
Product: opsin 4a (melanopsin)
Exons: 11
Coding region: 23-1711 (562 amino acids)
Biological process (GO): visual perception; G protein-coupled receptor signaling pathway
Cellular component (GO): membrane
Molecular function (GO): G protein-coupled receptor activity
Source: RefSeq, a predicted model, not a curated record
GAGGAAGAGGAGGCGGAGAAGGAUGAACGGCGGGAGGAGCGCGCUGCUGCGGUCCGCGCGGCAGAGCACGGCGCGCAGCACGGAGACCCUGGCGCUGUCAGCAGCAUCCGCGUGGAGCGGCAACGGUUCGGCGGUGGAUGCUUACCGGAUAGUGGAGCUGCAGCUUCCCGCCUCGGCCGCCCCAACGGUGGCGAUGGUGCCCAAGGCCCCGUACCCCUUCCCCACGGUGGAUGUUCCCGACCACGCUCACUACACCAUCGGCUCCGUCAUCCUCGCCAUUGGCAUCACUGGCAUGGUCGGCAACUUCCUCGUCAUUUACGCCUUCAGCAGGAGUCGCAGCCUUCGGACGCCAGCCAACAUGUUCAUCAUUAACCUGGCCAUCACAGACCUGCUGAUGUGCAUCACCCAGACACCCAUCUUCUUCACCACCAGCAUGCAUAAGAGGUGGAUCUUUGGAGAGAAAGGUUGUGAGCUGUAUGCGUUCUGUGGCGCUCUCUUCGGGAUCUGCUCCAUGAUCACGCUGACGGUGAUUGCCAUUGACCGCUACUUCGUCAUAACGCGCCCUCUGACCUCCAUAGGAGUGUUGUCACGGAAACGAGCCCUCCUCAUCCUCGUGGCAGCCUGGGUCUAUUCUCUGGGAUGGAGCCUGCCGCCGUUCUUCGGCUGGAGUGCCUAUGUCCCGGAGGGCCUGCUAACUUCCUGUACGUGGGACUACAUGACUUUUACCCCGUCAGUGCGAGCCUACACCAUGCUGCUCUUCAUCUUCGUCUUCUUCCUGCCGCUCUUCAUCAUCAUCUACUGCUACGUUUUCAUCUUCCGUGCCAUCCGCAACACCAACCAGGCUGUGGGGAAGAUUAACGGCAGCACUCACAGUCAUGGCAGCAAUCGUGACUCGGUGAAGAGUUUCCACCGGCUGCAGAAUGAGUGGAAGAUGGCGAAGAUCGCCCUGAUCGUCAUCCUGCUCUAUGUCAUCUCCUGGUCCCCGUACUCCACCGUCGCCCUCACUGCGUUCGCAGGGUAUGCAGACAUGUUGACUCCCUACAUGAACUCUGUGCCCGCCGUCAUCGCCAAGGCCUCAGCCAUCCAUAACCCCAUCAUCUACGCCAUCACACACCCAAAGUACAGGAUAGCAUUAGCUAAGUACAUCCCAUGUCUUGGCAUCUUGCUCUGUGUUCAUCCUCGCGACCUCCGCUCGACCAGCAGCAGUUUCAUGUCAACGCGCCGCUCCACUGUGACCAGCCAGACCUCUGACAUCAGCAGCCAGUUCAGACGGCAGAGCACUGGCAAGUCCCGUCUCUCCUCCGCCUCCGACAGUGAAUCGGGUUUGACAGACACAGAGGCUGAUCUGUCCAGUAUGGGCUCCAGACCAGCCAGCCGCCAGGUCUCCUGUGACAUCAGCAGAGACACCACUGAACUCCCCGACUUCAAACCCUCAUCCAGCUUCAAGUCCAAGAUGAAGAGCAACGACUCAGGCAUCUUCGAGAAGACAUCCUAUGACACCGAUUUCUCCAUGGUAGGAGUCGGUGAACGUGGCAGCAUCCCAAAUAGUGGGGAUUUUGCAGAUGGACAUAUGAUGAGAGGCACAAUUGGCAGAAUCCCAAGCAUCGUUAUCACCUCUGAGUCCAGCCCCUUCCUUCCCAUUGGACGAAAUGGUUCACGUUCCACCCGCACCAAAAGAGCCAAUAGCAACACAGGAGCAGGCUCAGGGUAGACUCCAGCAGCCAAUCACCUGCAGCCAUCUGAUCAGCUCAUGUCCAGUCAGAUAUUUAGAAAUGUAGAGUUCAAACAGGCCUGAAGGGUUCAC